Messenger RNA from Aspergillus ruber CBS 135680, 804 nucleotides. RefSeq lists its product as uncharacterized. The record is from RefSeq and is a predicted model, not a curated record. Bases 367 to 717 code for a protein of 116 amino acids. The transcript has a single exon. Lineage: Eukaryota; Fungi; Ascomycota; Eurotiomycetes; Eurotiales; Aspergillaceae.
CACACAAUUGCAGAAUAUCACACCAUGAGAGCCACUGCUCUCCUGUAUUUCCUCUCUAUGCUAGCAACCGCCAACAUUGGCCUUAAAUGGUCCAUCACCAAUGUCUCAACCUCCGGUCUCAGAGGCAUAACCUUCGCUAUAGCCAUGUCGCGCGCCAAACACGAAAACGGGCUGUACUUCGCGUAGCAAUUUGGCUUCGUCGGCGUCGACGACAUCGGCUACACGGGUCCGCAAUCUAGAUCCGAUACCGAGAACGGGACUAGUAUCGUGCAUGCUGUAUUCUCGGGCUUCGUCGCUGGCACGACGAGUACAGAUGUCGAAUACUGCAGUGAUGGCGCUGACGGUGGUCCAGAUGCUGGGCCGUUCAUGUUCCCGCGCCGUAUUCGAGGCCUUUUAAGAACGUGCACGAUACUAUCUAGACUGGAACCCUUGUUGACGCGAUCGUCAGUAACGCGACACAUCGGAACGUACACACUACCCGCUAGAGCCGGCGGAAUCCAGUCCUCUCAGCUUGGUUUUGCCGAGCAUUUCCUGUUUAAAUCAGAGGGGAGGUGGAUGUGGGAAGAUGCCAAAGGCAGAUGCGACAUUCUGGCCGCCACGGACAAAUACUUCGAGUUUUGGCGCUGGGAAGCUCUAAAAGCCCUAUCCGCAUGGGGAUUGUGCGGAAGAGGGGGGCUUUCAGACGAGUCGGGUUGGUGGUGGGGGGUAUACAGCUAGGAUUGGAAUUUUUUAUUUCAAAAUCAGAUCAGAUCGAGAUUGAGAUCUUGAUCCAGGGUUGUGCCUUUUGUUGAAUCUUAUGUUAGC